Messenger RNA from Sinocyclocheilus rhinocerous, 12830 nucleotides. RefSeq names its product fibrocystin-L-like. The record is from RefSeq and is a predicted model, not a curated record. The transcript has 77 exons. Lineage: Eukaryota; Metazoa; Chordata; Actinopteri; Cypriniformes; Cyprinidae. Bases 85 to 12708 code for a protein of 4207 amino acids.
GUUUCAGAAGAGAGCUUUAACAGAAGGGAUACAGUAAGUUCAGGUGUUUUUGCUUUGAAGCGCGCGCACAGUGAGUCUAUCAGGAUGAGGCACGUGCGGCUGCAGCUUCACCUCACUGUUUGUAUUUUACUGUGGAGUUCCGCAGGAGCGCAGCGUGUCAACAAAGUGACCCCAAAAUACGGAAGCCUCAACGGCGGAACGAGACUGACCAUAGAGGGUCAAGGUUUUGCUCAAGCCAGUCAGUUUAAUCUCAAUGCCAAUGACCCAAACUUUGGCAACACAGUGACACUGGUGUCCCGCACCAGAUCUGUUCCCUGUGAUGUCGAGAAAGACUCCACUCACUCCACUCAGAUCACGUGUUAUACAAGAGCUCUGCCAGAAGAUGACUAUGAAGUGCGGGUCAGCGUGGAUGGCAUGCCAAUUCCUUCAAGUUCCAUUUGUUAUGGUAGCCAGUGGAAUUACUGGUGCAUGUUCUAUCCCAGAACAUCCCGUACACCCAGCAUUCAAAGUAUCCGUCCGCUCACAGGUCCCCCAGGGACUGUGGUGACACUGCGGGGAAGAAUCUAUACCGAUGUAUAUGGAAGCAACACAGACAAAAGUUCCAAUGGCAUGAAUGUGAGAUUUUUAAGAGCGUACAUGGGAGGCAUGCCUUGUGAACUACUGAAACCCAAUUCAGAUGAAAAGUAUGGCCUCUAUUUGGAUUCUGAUACCAGCCAAUGGGGAUAUAUGAGUUGUAAAAUGACUGGAACGUAUGUUGGUCAUCACAACCUCAGUUACAUUCUCGACAGUGAAUAUGGGAGGAGUUUGCCAGACUUUGGGGUUUUCAGCAUCUCAGCACUGAACAAGGUUGCCAUGUUCCAGACAUAUGCAGAGGUGUCAGGAGUUUCUCCCUCUGAGGGCAGUGUAUUUGGUGGCACAUUACUGACCAUUCAGGGACGCUACUUUGAUGAGACUGACAAGCCAGCUAUGGUCUUAGUAGCAGGCCGUGAGUGUCAGAUUCAGAGCGUAUCAAAUGAGAGGAUAACCUGCAUAACUCCAAGUUAUGAAAGAACCAAUUUGACAGUGUUUCCUGGUGGCAGAGGAUUUAAAAUGGAGAUGUGGAACAACUCCAAUCCAAGCCUUCUAGAGGACGUCCUGGGGUAUAAUUCCAGUAGGCCUGGGUAUUCUGUCCAGUGGGUGGAUUCGCUGUCCUAUGUGUGGCCUGCUGAAAUUGAUUACUUUGUGGUACGACUGAGUGGUUUCUUUGUUCCGAUGGAGACUGACAACUACUAUUUCCGAAUCAAAGCCGACGAUCGGUGCCAGUUUUAUUUCAGCAAGACAGGUCUUCCUCAGGAUAAGGUCAAGAUUGCACAUCACCCUUACUACACAGGUAGUUUCUUCACCUAUAACACCCAAAUGUCAGAGGUCAUGCGCUUGGAGAAGGGAAAACCGUACUACAUUGAGAUUCUAGUGCAGGAAUAUGCAGUAGCAGCAUCAGUGGAUGUGGCCUUUUUCAAAGAGAUCAGUCUUUUCACUGCCCAGCAGACAAUAGAUGCUGUUAAUGAGAAACAGCACAUCAGUACAUACUAUAAUGUACUACCUGAAAAACAGGUGGUUCGCUUCCAGGGCUGGACGCCAGUAACCCCCGUCAAUGAGGUGCAGACUCUGAGAAUCAGCAGCAACUGCUUCUCUCUGAGCAACUGCGAAUACACAUACUACUCUCUAGCGUAUGGAGGUCUUAAAACAGGGCCGAUCUCAGUUAGUGCUUCAGCGAUGGAGUUGCAGAACGCUCUGAAUGAUCUGUGGACGAUUAAACCCGACAGUGUAACAGUCACAAAGCAAGAACUGGAUACUGAGGCACUGUACAAUGUGACAUUCAACUCUAACAGAGGUAACUUUGAGGCUCUUGAAUACUUUAUCAUGGACUCGAAUACGAACAUCACAGUUAGUGAGGAUGUGAAAGGGCAGGCCAGUUUGGAGACGUUCACACUGUUGUGGGGUGGAGUUCCAUCCCUCCCUCUGCCUUUCAAUGCUUCUAUAACUGAGGUGCAUUCGGCACUAGAUGUGAUGGUCACUGCUAAAUGUCCAGCAGAGAUUCCAACAAUGGAAAACACUAAUGUGAAAUUUUUCAGAGAUUAUGAGACCACCACCACAGGGUUUUCAGGUGAUCUGAGCCGUAGAGGGGUCCGGGUCAAUGAUUCGGAGGCUUUCUGUGGCCGCUGGUCUCUGAAGAACCCUGAGAUUCUGUUCAAUGCCAAUGACACUACAGCAUCAGGAACAAUCUACAGCCCAAUACUACUACAAACGUACAAAACUCUCUGCUUGGCCUACAAAGGGCGUCUGGUGAAUGAACUGGGAAUUUUGUUCAGUUACCAGGAGAAUAUUUACCGGGAGGAGAACAUACGUAUUUCUGUGCUAUUUGACUCAACGGAUGAGUGGAACUACAAGUGUGUGGAUCUCCUGGCCUCCAUACAGGCAAACUACAUAGGCACCAACUACAAACUUCUUCAGUUCAGUGUGUAUGGAGUGGCCGCUAACUCAGUUUACUUCAUAGACACUGUUCACCUUGGACAUGAAAUGCCUGCUUUGGAUUCUAAUGUUGUAAUCCAUAGAAGAAGACCACCUGCUCUAGCCAGUUCAGGACAUUUCUUUUCAAACAUCUCUGUGAGCAAACAAGCAAAUGCUUCACAAGUCAGCUACGAGAUCACAGCGACUCCUUACAACUGUGGCUUUGGUGUCCCACUGUUUGAAAUAGGCUUUCUGGAGAAGAUGCCAAACAGCACAGGGGACCGACUGAUUCAAAGCCAGGGGAACGCCACCGUCACCAUCAUGCGCCCUCAAAAAGCCAGCCCACCUCUUACAGGAACAUUUGAUGUUGAGUACUUUGGCCGACGUGUUGAAGGCCUAGCGGUAGACAUCAGUGCUGCGGACCUGCAAUACGCUCUGCAGGGGAUCCCAGAGCUCGGCCAGCUGCAGGUGCAGAGAUCUGGAGGCUGUAGGGGCUACCGCUGGAACAUCCAGUGGCUCACCAUGACUGGAAAUCAGCCUCUGUUAAAGAUCAAUGCUUCCAAUGUGGUUGGUGUGAACCCUUCAGUGAUAUCACGCAAGAUUGAGCAAGGAGGCAUCUUCAAACAGAGAAUUAUGGGAGACUUUCUGCGUGUGCCUACAAAUAAACCACAGGUGGAAGUUUUCAUCAAUGGUAUCCCGUCAUGGUGUUCAGGAGAUUGUGGUUUUACCUGGAGUGAGUCAAAGACCCCAAAAGUGACCGGGAUUUCUCCUACACAAGGAUCCAGCAAUCUGGGAACAGUUCUUACCAUAACUGGAUCUGGUUUUGAUGGUGGAAACGUCACUGUAAAGACUGGAGAUGUGGAAUGCUCUGUUCUACAGGUUACCAAUACUUCUAUAACCUGCCAGGUCGGUCCUGCAACUGCAGGUGUACAGCCAGUCUCUCUGAGUUUCUCUUUGGUGGGAAAUGCCCAAUACCAGAAUGACAACAGCUUUAUCUUCACACAUCUGUUAGGAGUGACCUCCAUAAACCCCACAACAGGAAGUGUGGCAGGAGGGACGAUUCUGACAGUGUCUGGCUAUGGAUUCAGUAAUAAUACUGCAGUCACCAUUGGCACUCAGCAAUGUAACAUUAUAAAGGUGGAACUUACCCAGCUGAGAUGCGUAGUUCCAGCUGGGCCAGAAGGUGAACAGAGAGUAACACUAACCACGGCAGAGAUGACAGCAGUAUCAGAUGGCUUUUUCACAUACAGCAACAAUUUGACAGCCAUAAUCACAUCUGUGAGCCCACAAACUACAACAGUAUUUGGACGCAGGAUUCUCACCAUCUUGGGCACAAAUUUUGAGUCGCAUGAUAAUGGCAGCUCUGUUUUGAUUGGUGAGGCUGAAUGCGAAUUGCUGGAGUGGACCAACGAAAACAUCACCUGCCUGUUACCCACACUCCCCCCAGCUGAGUACAAUGUCCAUGUGAGAGUCGGAAACCAGGGUUACCCCUUAACCAGUGCUGGCGUUAAAACCACUAUAGAGUAUCUUCUAGAGGUGACUGGUUUCUCUCCAUCUCUGGGGUCUUUGUAUGGAGGAACCACCAUCACUAUCACCGGCUCUGGGUUCAGUCCAGUCGCAGCAGAUAACAAUGUCACUCUGGGAGACAGACAAUGCCGAGUGACAGCCGCUUCAGAUCAUCACCUGGAGUGUGUGACCCAGUCUAGAGAUAAAACACACACUGUGGCUAACCAAGGUUUCCACCCCGUGUACGGUCAGGGUUACGCCUGGAGCCCAUCUGCGCUAAUAGCCUCAGUGGGGGACACAGUGGUUUGGCUCUGGGACGCACCAGCUUUUGUGUCUGGUCUGGGCUACAGGGUCUUCAGUGUGUCCAGUCCCAGCAGCACAGACUAUGAUGGCAUUGCUUUCAGCAGUGGAGACACCCGAACUGCCAAAGGGCUUUUUGCCUACCGUUUCACGUCUCCUGGAGUUUACUACUAUAGCAGCGGUUACAUCGACACUGGCAACCAGAAGACACUUCAGGGAGUGGUGACUGUUAUGCCAUUGGAGGAGAGCACUGUUGGGCUUCAGGUGUUUGUGACAGGAAUAGAGGCCUCUAUGAACAUAGGACAAAUUAACUCAUCUGACUCCGCUUGUGUGGCCACUUCUGACUGUUUCCGAGAACAGCUGGAAUUUAAUGAGAUAUCAGACAGUCUCUACUUCAGUUUUACUUCCUGUGCCAGUCCCACUGUGUACCACAUCACGCCUGACCAUGGCACUACACACGACAUUAUCAGAAUCAACGGAUCUGGCUUUAGCAGCAUUAACUGUGCAAACGAGGUCAAAGUUGGAGAUCAUCCAUGUAACGUCAUUAGCAGCACCUCCACUGAGAUCCACUGCCAACUCAGUCCUGACAGCGGAGCACCAGUGGGCAUCCCAUUACCUGUAACUGUCCUAGUCAACAACCUUGGCACUGCCAUCCUGACCAUGCCGAAAGAGUACGACCGCAGAUUUGUGGUUCUACCAGUGAUAGAUUCCAUCUUUCCUUUGGUGGGCAGCACUACAGGCCACACGCGUCUCUUCAUCUCAGGUUCUGGGUUCUCAAACGGUUUGAUUACAGUUGCAGGCGUUCCAUGCAACGUGGUUUCCAUGGACUACUCUCACGUAGUGUGCGAUACCUCACCGUCUGAAGCUCGCAGGGGAGACGUUGUAGUUUACGUCAAUUCCAUCUCUUCAUCAUGCAGUUUUGAUUGUAAGUUCGAAUAUUUCAAAUCCAUCGCACCAUACGUCUCUGAGGUGCUCCCUAACUCAGUCAGUGGAAACACCACCACUGUUGUGAUCACCGGCAGUGGGUUUGGGAAUGAUUCUGCCGAUCUAAUGCUAUCUGCAGCCAACAUCCUUCUGGAAGUCAUAGAAGUCACCGAUAGCAGUAUCAAGGUUUUAGUUGGCGCCCUUCCCGCUGGUACACACGUCCUACAAGUGGUGGUGAUGAGCAAAGGUCUCGCCACAGGAGAUGAAACCCUGACCAGCAUAGCACAAGCCAGCAUCAACCCAAAAUCAGGCAGCAUUGCUGGAGGAACGCCGCUCUUGAUCACGGGAAAUGGCUUUGUGGCGGGAAAUACAACUGUGAGGCUCGCUAACUCCCCCUGCAGGAUUUUAGAUGUCACUCCAGAUACGGUGAGGUGCAUGACACCUCCUCACGCAGAGGGACAGGUGCAGGUGAACAUUAAGGUGUUUGAUGUUGUGUAUCCACCUCAAAGUUUCAACUACUCUAAGGGACAAACUCCAAACAUCACCUCCGUCAGUCCUAGAACAGGUCCGGUUGGAACAGAGAUCACCGUCUCUGGUUUUGGUUUUGGCACAGAUGUAGCUCUUGUCUCCUUAAAGAUCGGUGGUGUGCCUUGUAGUGUGUCAUCUGUCACAGAUACACAGUUGCUGUGCAAUGUUGGGGAACACGCGGGAGGAACUUUUCCGGUCAUAUUUCACCAUAAGGUCAAGGGUCAUGCCUUGACCCAGCCUGUCUUCACCUAUGAGCUGCUGCUGACAGGAGUAACACCAAAUGAGGGAAGUUAUGCCGGAGGAGCCAUUGUUGCUAUUCAAGGCUCUGGAUUCGACCCAAACAGCACCAAAGUCCUCAUCUGUAACAGAGAGUGUAACGUGCACCUGCAGAACUCCACCUCUACCCAGCUCAACUGUGAAAUCCCACCCAACAAUGGAACUGAAGCAGCGCGGGCCUGCACAGUCAUAGUGAUGAAUGGAGGCGACGCUGUCAACCUCACCAACAGCUAUACUUACAGAUCCUCUCUGACCCCUGUUAUCACCAAUGUGACGCCGCGCAGAGGAGGAACCGCUGGAGGCACCAGACUCACGAUUACCGGCUCAGGUUUCAGCUCAAAUGUCAACGAAGUCUCUGUCACAAUUGCGGGGUCUGUUUGUGAUGUCCAGUCAGCCAGUGAGUCGCAAAUCAUCUGUGUGACCAACGCUCAGCCCAGAUCCCAAGAAACUCAAGUGCGCGUUCAGCUGGGGAACAGAGGAAUUGCCCGAAUGGAUAAUGCUUCCUUCUUCUACAUUGACGUGUGGUCGUCUCCCUAUACAUGGGGUGGUCUCUCCCCUCCUGAGGAGGGCAUGUUUGCUGUAAUCACUGCUGGCCAGACCAUCCUCCUGGACACCAGCACACCAGUCCUUAAGAUGCUCCUUAUCCAAGGUGGGCGACUGAUUUUUGAUGAGGCAGACAUUGAGCUGCAGGCAGAGAAUAUUCUGAUCACAGAUGGUGGAGCUCUGCAGAUCGGGACAGAGCAGGCCCCCUUCCAGCAUAAGGCCAUCAUCACACUGCAUGGACACCUGCGUUCUACAGAACUUCCUGUCUAUGGCACCAAGACCCUGGCUGUCAGAGAGGGGGUGCUGGAUCUGCAUGGAAUCCAUGUCCCUAUGCCAUGGACUCGCCUUUCUCAGACUGCACAAAGCGGCUCCAAGACGCUGACACUGAUGGAUGUCGUUACCUGGAAGACUGGUGAUGAAAUUGUCAUCGCUUCCACAGGGCACAGACACAGCCAAAGAGAAAAUGAGUUGAGGAGAAUUGCCUCAGUUUCAGCUGAUGGAAGGACCCUCACUCUGACCGAACCACUGGAAUUCACUCAUCUGGGUGUGUCUGUGACGCUGCCUGAUGGGACAGUUUUUGAAGCAAGAGCAGAGGUCGGUCUUCUUACCAGAAACAUUGUUGUCCGUGGAUCCAACAACGUGGAGUGGAAUGAUCGGAUUGAAGCUUGCCCUGAUGGAUUCAACACAGGGGAAUUUGCUACACAGACUUGUUUCCAGGGUAGGUUUGGAGAAGAAGUAGGAAGCGACCAGUUUGGUGGCUGCAUCAUGUUCCACGCACCACAACCAAACCAAAAUCUGGCAAUUGGCAGAAUUGAAUAUGUUGAGCUCUUCAAUGUUGGACAGGCGUUCCGUCUGGGACGCUACCCAAUCCACUGGCAUCUGAUGGGUGAUGUUAAGUUUAAGUCAUAUGUGCGUGGAUGUGGCAUCCACCAGUCCUACAAUCGUGCCGUCACCAUCCAUAACACCCACAACCUGCUGGUGGAGCGUAAUGUCAUCUACAAUAUCAUGGGUGGGGCCUUCUUUAUUGAGGACGGCAUUGAGACUGGCAACAUCCUGCAGUACAAUCUGGCGGUAUUUGUAAAACAGAGCACCAGUUUACUAAAUGACGACGUGACUCCAGCUGCAUACUGGGUCACCAACCCUAAUAACACCAUUAGGCACAAUGCCGCGGCUGGUGGAACGCACUUCGGCUUCUGGUAUCGCAUGCAUGAUAAUCCCGACGGCCCUUCGUAUAACCCCUACAUCUGUCAGAAGAGAGUACCACUGGGACAGUUCUUUAACAAUACUGUGCAUUCGCAGGGCUGGUUUGGCUUGUGGAUCUUCCAAGAGUUUUUCCCCAUGCGUACCGGCAGCUGCAGCUCCUCAACACCGGCGCCAGCAGUCUUCCGCCGCUUCACUUCCUGGAACAACGAGAAAGGUGCUGAGUGGGUGAACGUAGGAGCGGUUCAGUUCAGCGAGUUCCUGAUGGUCAAUAACGAGAAGGCAGGAGUGGAGGCAAAGAGGAUCAUCCGGCAGUUCGUCAGCGGAUGGGGAUUGGAUGGAGGGGCAGCCGUGGUCAAUAGCACCAUGGUGGGCCACGUGGAUGAGCUGGGACUGGGGAGCAACUACUGCACCGCUCGUGGUGUUGUCCUGCCUCUGGAUGAUGGGAUGAGCGUCAUCAACACCAAGUUUGUGAACUUCGACCGUCCGUCGUGUGCUGCAGUCGGGGUGGCAGAAAUAGUUGGAACCUGCAUGCUCCGCUGUGGAGGCUGGAGUGCAAGAUUCAGUGGGAUCCAGUACUAUCAGUCGCCCAACAAGGCCUGGUUCAGAUGGGAGCAUGAGGUGGCGCUGGUAGAUACUGAUGGGUCACUAACAGGCAAUGUUAGCUACAAGGUGGUACCAAGGAAUGACUUGCUCGACCCAAGACGCUGCUUCCCAGGAACAGAGUGGAGUGUUGGCGUUCCUGCUGCAGUAUGUGACAACACUGUUAACUUCCACCGCAUGGUCGUCGUCAAUCCCUCACCGCCUUCACUUCAGUCUAAAGAUGUCAUUCUAACCAACUCAUAUGGGACAUGUGUGCUUCCUUUCCUUAAAAAACUGGUGACCCACACAUUUGGCUGGAUGGCAAUGGUGCCCACAGGCCAAACAUACAACUGGUACUUUGAUGGUGCUUCCCAAAUCACCAACAUCUCAUACAAUGGAAUGGUCUACGGCUUUCGGCCAGAACAUUAUGUAAUUAUCAACCACAACCUGACCCAGACACCUGACCGGUUCCGCAUCAUAGACGACAGGAAUGGCUCCUCCCAGCCCCUGAAUCCCACUGCGAAUGUAAAUGGGGAUUGGUACUUCAACCGGACAUCCAAAGACCUCUAUUACAUGGUGUCUGGAAGAGACCGUGUUGUUAGCCGGAGGAAGAGGAACAGUGUGGACCGCUCGGUUGUAGACAGAUCGCUAGACUUCAGAGUGUAUCAGUGUUACUAUCCCAACUGUAUCCAACCUUUCCCUGGUUCUGUAGCCAAUACAUCCAACACAACUGGCCGCAGACCUGCAAACUAUGUUCUCUGGUCAAAUACAUCAUUUUGGAGGUCAAGCUCAGUGAACAACUUCAAUGUGCCACAAGAUGGCUCUGAUGUGAAUAUUCCAGCUGGCAUUUGGAUGGUUGUGGAUGUUGUUGUGCCCUCCCUGAACAAGCUGAAAAUAGUUGGAGUUCUGGAGAUUCCAGACACAAACAAUGGCACCUCCUCCGGCAGUGUAUCUCAAUACAACAACAUUGUUCUGAAUGCCACAUAUAUCUCCAUUCAAGGUGGACGUCUGAUUGCUGGCUGGCCUGAUGAACCCUUCAGAGGUCAACUACAGAUCAUACUGAGAGGAAGCCAUUCCACACCAGACUGGCUAUUGCCAUCUGGACUAAACCAAGGGUCCAAAGUUCUGGGUGUGUUUGGAUCUCUUGACCUGUAUGGCAUGCCACACAAUGUGUAUCACACUAAGCUUGCUAGCACGUCCCAAGCAGGAAACAGCACUAUCUCACUACAGGAAUCUGUGGACUGGAAGGUUGGGGAUAAGAUUCUGCUGUCCACCACCAGCUAUGACCCUUGGCAGACAGAAAUCCGCACCAUCACUGCGGUCACAGAUUAUGGCCGCACACUGACUCUGGACCAGCCUUUAUCAUACACACACAUUGGGGAGAGCUACAGUGUGCCAGGUACUUCAAGAAGUUAUCAGCUUGCAGGCAAUGUGGCUUUACUGACCAGGAACAUCAAGAUCAUCGGUCAGGAGUAUCCAGAAAUGAACACACAGUCUUAUGGAGCCAGAGUUCUGGUGGGAACCUUCUUCAGUGGAGGAAUCGAUUUCAGAGGAAAAGCCCAGAUCAGAAAUGUUCAGUUCUACCACACCGGGCAGGAGGGAUGGAACGACCUGUCAGACCCACGAUACUCUCUGGUGUUUUAUAAAUUAGGAGGGGUGGUUGGUGAAUCUUACAUCAAGGGAUGUGCUUUCCACAACGGCUUUGCUCCUGCUAUUGGUGUUUUCAGGACAGAUGGACUGAGUAUUGAAGACAACGUGAUCCAUCACACGGUUGGAGAAGGAAUCAGAGUCUGGGGUGACAGAAAUGUGGUCCAGAGGAACUUGGUUACAAUGACACUGUGGUCUGGAUCGUAUAACGGCAGAGCGGAGGAAUUCAACUUUGAAUGGAAUGCAGCCAUUGAGGUGAGUGAGGCAACCAAUGUGAUUCUUCAAGGGAAUAUUGUUGCUGGCUAUGAACGAGUGGGAUACCGAAUUGAUGGAGAACCAUGUCCAGGAUCUCCAAAUUCAGUGGCACAGUGGAGUCAAAAUGAGGCACACGGUGGUCUGUAUGGACUCUACAUGAAUAAAGAUGGACUUCCUGGUUGCUCUCAAAUCCAGGGAUUCACUGUCUGGAGAAGCUUUGAUUUUGGCAUUUAUGUCCAAGUAUCCAUGAAUGUGUUAAUUUCCAACGUAAGCCUGAUAGAUAACGGAAUGGGAAUCAUGUCUCUAAUCUACAGUCCUUCCUCGCUCAGCCACGCAUACUCUGACAAAACAGUCCGUGUACAGGGUGCCCUGAUUGUAGGCAGUAGCCCCAACUUCAACUGUUUUGACAGUCUAUCCACAACUAUGACGUAUGUUGCACUCAGCAGAAGUCACAAGGCCCCACGUCCUCCUAAUGGUGGCAGGUCUGGAAUUUGCUGGCCGACGUUCGAAUCAAACCAUAACAAUGGACCACAAAAACCUCUCACUGGACUGAUGAGCUACAACGCCAUAGCUGGUAUAAUGACGGUCUCUGACACAACUUUUGUUGGGUUCAAGAGUGUGUGCUCAACAGAGAGAAAUUACAUGUUCAUGACCAACCUGGGAAAUGAGGAUCUACAACAUCCAAUCAAUGUUGAGAGGAUUUCCAAGAUAAACAGCACAGAGGACUCUCUAGCAUUCAUUCAUCGGCCUGAUCUGGGCAAGGUGAACCCUGCGGACUGUGUGGACAUGGACUGUGAUGCUAAGAAGAAGACUAUUUUGAAGGAUCUGGAUGGCAGUUUCCUGGGUGCCGUGGGAGCAGUGGUGCCCCAGUCUGAGUACGAGUGGGACGGGGAUCCCCGGCACGGACUGGGCGAUUACCGCAUCCCCAAAGUCAUGCUCACCUAUCUCAAUGGCAGCCGGAUACCUGUGAAUCAAAUCGCUCCUUACAAAGGUGUGAUCAGAAACACUUGUACGUACAUGAGCACCUGGCAGAGCUACAAGUGUUUUGGGCUCAACUACAGAAUGCUGGUCAUAGAAAGUCUGGAUGCAGACACAGAAACCAGGCGUCUUUCACCUGUAGCCAUCCUGGGGGACAAAUAUGUGGAUUUGAUAAAUGGCCCACAAGACCACGGCUGGUGCGCUGGCUACACGUGUCAGAAGCGAGUAUCUUUAUUCCACGCCAUUGUUGCCACCAAUAAAUCCUUUGACAUCUAUUUCACCAGCACAACACCACAGAAGCUGAGACUUAUGCUGCUAAAUGCUGGACCUACAGAGGCUGUCAGGGUGGCUAUAUUUUACUCAAACCCUCAGCGGCUGGAUGUGUAUGUUAACAAUAAUUUGAUUGGUCCAACAAAUGCUCAGUGGAAUACAGACAAAACGGACUACACGCUGCGUGAGCCAACUUCUACAGGUCAAUAUGUUCCAGGUUUCAACUCCAGUCAUGGCUCCAACUUUUUUGACCAAGACUACAAAAUGAUGAACAUACUUCUUCGUGGCUCAGAGCCGGUCCAAAUCCGCACCUCUCCAGUUCUGUUCCUGGCCUUCAACCUCCCGGCCAUGACUGAGGAGGAGUUCUUCGGGGAAAAUCUGGUCAACAAUCUGGCUGCAUUCCUGAAAAUACCCCCAAACAAGAUUCGAAUCACCAAAAUCGUCCGUGAGGGAACUAAUGCAAGAAGGCGGCGCUCAACAGGACUGACAGUGGAGGUGGAGAUCAGGGAGCCUCCUGUCCAGAAUUCCACCAGCAACAGCACUGAAGAAGACCAACAGUUUGAGGUCCUGAAGAACAUUGCUGAUGAUCUGGGCCGCGCUGCUGUCUCCGGCAAUCUGAGUCAGUCCAUCGGCUUCAAUGUGUCGUCCCUGGGCGUCAUCCCUCCUCCUCCUUCUUCCAGUGACCCAUCCUGGAAUGAUUUGGCAACUCAGGAAGUGACCCGUGAGGACCAGCAGGUGGAGACGGUCAAGACGGUAUCGUCCCUGGUGGUGGUGGUCCAGCCUGUGGCGGGAUUGGCCCCCGGGCCCCUCAGUGUGCAGCCCAGCAUCAUGGCUGUGGACACAGCGGGUGACUGCGUGUCUGUGGGUGUGACGACUCUAACCAUGUCAGCUGUGCUCAAAGAUACUAAUGGAAAUCCGGCAGAGGGACUUCAAGGAAACACCACCAUCCCAUUCAGUGGCUGCUGGGCCAAUUACACUGAUUUAGCCAUCUUUACAAGUGGUGAGAACUUGAAGUUGGCCUUUUCUCUGAAUGAAUGGAAGGCUGAGUCCAGAUCUUUCACACUCAGAGCAGCUACAACGCCGUCUUCUGUGGUCGUCACCACGGAGGAUGAUGACAACCCCAGCAUCUUUGACUCCAGUCCAGCUGUCUUGUCACAGUCUGUGUAUCUGCUCAUGCUGCUGAGUGGUCUACUCCUGCUCAUGAGACCCUAAAUAAUCACAACACACAGUACACUCUUAUAAAUAUAUUACAUUGUCUUCUAAUGAUUUGUCUUUGUCUAUAAACUACUAUUGUUUUUCCAUAUGAUCAUGAUCUGUAAGCCACAACUAUAAAU